AAUUUCCCAGCCAAAAUACCCUCGUCGCCUCGUCUCUGCAAAUCGAACGCCUUCGCCGGCGGCGCCACCACUUCACUCUCUCCUCUAUCCCGGCGGCCAUCUCUCUCUCUCUCCAACCCAAGGAAUCAUCUCACUUUCACCAAAAAAACCCGCAGCAGCAGCAGCCAAUAUUCUCCAACCCAAGCUCUUAAUCCACUUCAAACCAGAAGAAGAAGGACGCACUGGUUAUCUCUCCCGCUUCAGCGCUACAUUGUCGGAAAAAAGAAGAAGAGGGUGCAUUGAAUGGAGCAUAGGUUAGCCAACGCGUGGCGUCUCUCUGCGAACGAGAAGAAAUUCAUCGAAACAGCCCUUCUUUCGGAUUUGAGGGUCGAUGGUCGCCGCCCUUUUGAUUACCGCAAUCUCACUAUCAACUUUGGCAAGGAUGAUGGUUCUUCAGAGGUGCAGCUUGGCCAGACUCAUGUAAUGGGCUUUGUGACUGCUCAGCUAGUUCAACCGUACAGGGACCGUCCUAAUGAGGGCACUCUCUCUAUAUAUACUGAGUUCUCUCCAAUGGCUGAUCCCUCGUUUGAGCCUGGCCGUCCUGGAGAGUCUGCUGUUGAGUUAGGGCGUGUAAUAGACCGCGGUCUACGGGAGAGUAGGGCAGUGGAUACAGAAUCACUUUGUGUUGUUUCCGGCAAGUCUGUAUGGGCCAUCCGAGUUGAUCUCCACAUUCUAGAUAAUGGGGGAAACCUUGUGGAUGCAGCUAAUAUUGCUGCUUUGGCUGCUCUCUCAACUUUCCGAAGACCUGAGUGCUCAUUGGAAGGAGAUGAUGGUCAGGAAGUGAUAGUUCAUCCCCCUGAGGUUAGGGAGCCGCUUCCUUUGAUUAUACACCAUCUCCCUAUUGCAGUAACCUUUGCUUUUUUCCGUAGUGAGAGCACUCUGGUAGUAGAUCCAACUCACUAUGAAGAGGCUGUUAUGGGGGGAAGGAUGACCGUCACACUUAAUGCUAAUAACGAUGUUUGUGCUAUUCAAAAAGCUGGAGGCGAGGGUGUACUUCAGAGCAUGAUCAUGCAAUGUCUGCGAAUUGCUAGUGUCAAAGCUGGUGAUAUUACAACUAAAAUAAAAAAUGCAGUUGAAACUUACAACUCAGCUAGACAAUUGCGAAAGAUUAAGAGACACCCUUCUGUUAAUUUGGAUGUCGGUGGAGGUGUGGCUGGUGUGGCUAAUAUGAAGAAUAGCCAAGGUGUAUCUGAUGGACAAAAGAGUAUCAAUGAAUUUUCUGACAGAUUGAAAUUGAAUUCUCAAGAGAGCAUGGCCAGUCAAAGUGGGAGCACUGAGAGUGACAUUGUAUCUACAAAUCAAGGACAAAUAAUUAAGAGAGAUUUGGAUGCUAAGAAUUUCAUUGGGGGCCCUUCGAGCUGGGACCCUUACUCCAAAGGCGUUGAUUCGGAUUACUUGAAAUCUACUUUAGCUUCACGCGGAAAUCCAACCAUGAUGAAGAAACAAAAGGACUCGAGUGUUGAAACAAUGUCCUCCGAGGAGCUCGGUGAACAAGUCAAAGAUAAUCAGGCAGAUUUACCUCUAGCAGCUGCUAAAACUUUGUCAGAAGAAAACAGGAAGAAGACCCUGAAAGAUGCCGUGAAGCCGAAGAAUAAGAGGAAAAAGAAGUCCACCCCCAAUGUUGCAGAUUAAUACACUGGUGACAAGAUCUUUUGGAAUUUUCCCGGAGGAUGUGAGUUUUGAAGCUCGAUUUUGAAGUUCGAAGAAGAGAUCAAUUGAGAACAAGUGACGGUUCGUGCCAGAUUUCAUCAAUGUUUACUCGACGAAACGUGAUACUUGAGGUAGUUGAGAUCGAAUGAAGUCUGGAUUUGGAUCAACUCUAAUUAUUGAGAAAAUAGUGAUGCUGUUGAAAAGGCCCUUGUGCUAUGGAACUGCAAUUUCAAUCAAUCACUCUCCAAACGUGGAGUAUAUACUUCAUACAGAAUCUUAGGCUUUGCUAUUUUCUGAUUGUAAGUUUUGGCUGCUGUAUUGAGAUUAUUUUUUAUAUUAUUGAAGAAACUUUUUUUUAUUUUUAUCCA
Messenger RNA from Momordica charantia (bitter melon), 2057 nucleotides. RefSeq names its product exosome complex component RRP45A. NCBI's taxonomy places the organism in Eukaryota, Viridiplantae, Streptophyta, Magnoliopsida, Cucurbitales, Cucurbitaceae. Gene Ontology annotation, biological process: U4 snRNA 3'-end processing; rRNA catabolic process; nuclear-transcribed mRNA catabolic process, deadenylation-dependent decay. Gene Ontology annotation, molecular function: mRNA 3'-UTR AU-rich region binding. The record is from RefSeq and is a predicted model, not a curated record. Gene Ontology annotation, cellular component: cytoplasmic exosome (RNase complex); nuclear exosome (RNase complex).